UUGCGCUAACGUGUUAGUGUAAACAAGGUUUUCUAGCCGACAUCAAUUUGGUGAGCAAUGUGAUAGUCUACUGAAAACAAGUGAUCUUGCCUGUUAUGUCAGUGUUUUUAUUUUGAGACUGGACUUAAAUUAAAUGUAACCUAUGUAUUUUGACGUCAAGUAUUUGAGCCAUGAAGAUAAUAUUCAACAAUAAUAAGAGAGUAAACUAUAGGGCAGGCAAACUGUUUUCUCACCAUCCUAGCCUAUUAUUGUCGACGAGUUAUCUCGAGCGUUGUUGUGCUGUUGCUGUACAUAGAUUCAAAGUAGCCGCUCUAGUAAUUAGGAGUUCGGAUGGAUCGACGUCUGUCUUUCUUGGCCCGGAUAUCUCCAACAGUUAAGAUUCCUAAUAUCAAAUAAAUUGACAUUCCACGUGGGUAGGCUACUAGAGUGCCAAAGCGACUACAACGUCUGACAAUAACUAAAUGUUACUUAACAUUGAAUUGGAUUUCACCGCUUGGGCCCAAAUUGCAUACACUGUAGUGUACCGUCUUUGAAGAGUGGGAUCACACAUUGAGGCGUUCAAAUUGGAUAAAGGACAGCUAAAUUACGUGCAUCUCAUUAUGUCAUUAAUGUGUGCCUAAAUGCGAAUUAGAGGCUAUGUUUGGACAUCUUAAAGCCUAAUUACGCACAGUUGCACUCAUAAUUCGAAAAAAGUAAAAUAAAAUAAUUCUACGAAAAAAGAUAGCAGUCAGAGUGCAGUAUACCAGCAGUCAGGGGGCAGUAUACCAGCAGUCACUGGGUCCAGAAUACCACAGUUGACUGCAGUUAAUGCAUUUUUACUGCAGUUUCAAAACGGCAAUCUUUUUUUUUGGUAAGGAAUACCACUAAACUAACAGAUUACAGACAGAAAUCUAAACUGGAAAAUGUUUUUCACAGUAGGCCAUUCAUUUGAAUUUUUUUACUUCCUCAAGCACAUGCAGAUAUGUGCCAGUGCCAUAUAUCUAUAUCCUAUUCCCUUCCCCCUUCAUUAACAGACCCCCAAUAGUGGAAAUCGGCCCUUAUUUUCAUGCAUACAGAAUUACACUAGACCUUGGAAAAGUUAGUCUUUUCCUAUUUAUGAAGUGACAGCUGGAUAGUUUUUACCACAAGCUAUGCAAAUUGUGUGUCUAAUGCUUUGAUACAAACAAGACUACACAACGUAGCCAGAGGACAAAUCGGGUUGCUCAUGUUUUUCCCCACCUAUUAACAGGCAUGUUCAUUGCUGAGGAGAUACACUGUGAGAUGGAAUAUAUUAGUGAGUGUAGUGAGUGUCAUUCACCAUGGCAAGCUACUGUACUACUAGGGCAUUUCCUCAGCAGCUGAGCAGAGGAUGAACCUGAGGAAAGGCAGCAAGGUGGCAGGGAACUGUGACAGCCUCCGGAUGGAGAGCAAGGCACCUGAGCAGACACAUAACAUGGGGCAGAAGAAUGGAGAGAUCAUGGAAUCUGAAGAGGUGGAGAAUGGCAAGCCUGAACCCAUAGUCCCUGUGGCCAUGGAUGGGCCCAUCACUGCACCUGAUGGGGGUUGGGGCUGGGUGGUGUUGGUGUCCACCAUCCUGGUGCUAGCCCUGACUCUGGCCUUCCCCUCCUGCAUAGGCAUUUUCUACACGGACCUACAGACAGAGUUCCAGGCCAGCAACCAAGAGACUUCCUGGGUGCCUUCUAUAAUGACAUCAGUGCUUCAUGCUGGAGGUCCAUUCUGCAGUGUAAUGGUGGAGAGGUUUGGUUGCCGGACGACGGUGAUGGUGGGUGGGGUCCUGAGUGGUCUUGGAAUGGCGGCCAGCUCAUUUACCCACACCAUCACUGAGCUCUACGUCACAGCUGGGGUUAUUACAGGACUUGGAUUCUGCUUCAGCUUCCAGCCCGCAGUGACUAUUCUCGGGCACUAUUUUGUGCGGCGGCGGGCUUUUGCCAACGCAAUGUCGUCCAUGGGCACUGCCCUGGGCCUGUGCACCCUGCCCCUCCUGGGAAACUACCUCCACACUGAGCUGGGCUGGCGGGGGAGCUUUCUGGUUCUGGGGGCCGUCCUGCUCAACUGCUGUGUGUGUGGAGCUGUGAUGAGGCCUCUGUGGGGCCACAGACAUCGUGGUCAGCCCCUGAUGAACCACGGGCCUCUUCAGCCGGAGGAGGAGAAGCCAAAGGGGAGGAUGAGGGCCUUGUGGGCCGUUCUGAAGGCCGCCUUGCACCAUCACAUGGCCUUUGACCUCUUAUGUAACAACCUGCGUUACCGCAUGUGCGCUGUGGGCAUGACUUGGAUGAUGCUUGGCUUCAUGGUGCCGCUGAUCUACCUUGUGCCCUACGCCACGGCCCACGACAUGGAGCAGAGCCGGGCCGCCCUCCUCCUCUCCAUCCUGGGUAUCGUCAACAUCGUGGUGCGGCUGCCCAUUGGCCUGCUCUUCAGUCUGCCCUGGUUCAAAGGGCGCCACAUCUACGUGUUCUCUGCUGCUCUGCUGAUGAACGGGCUGAGUAAUAGUAUCUGCUGUAUCGAUGCCAGCUUCCCCGUGCUGCUGGUGUACGUGGUGACCUACGGCCUGUCCAUGAGCGUGGUGGGCUCGCUGAUGUUCACCGUCCUCAUGGAUACGUUGGAUAUGAGUCGCUUCCCUGCUGCCCUGGGCCUGCUCGCCAUCAUGGAGAGUGUCACGCUACUGAUCGGUCCCCCGCUCGCAGGAAUCCUGGUGGACAGAACUGGGGAGUAUUUUUACGUCUUCUUCGCCUGCAGUGCGACUGUCGCCUCAUCAGCUGUAUUCCUCAUGGUGUCUUUCUACUGGCUGGACAGAAAGGUGCUAAAGGGGCAGCAGGUCUCCCCACCAAAGCCUGCCAGUGUUAACAAUGUUGUCCCCCAGUGCCAGUACAGCAGUGUGCCCACCAAGGGGGACAAAGACAAGGCCUCAGACUCUGAGACUGGGGAUGUCAGCUGCCUGUGAAAAGCGUCAUUGUCCAAACUCACAGAUGUAUAUUUCCUAUGGUUUUGUGAUUGUAUACCCUGUGCUGCUGAUCUUACAGUACAAGCGUAUGAUAAUUGAUAUGAUAUCCCAAUCUGUUAGGAUCUGACACUCCAAUCAUAGUAUACACACUCUUGCCUCUUGACUGUUAAGAGUAUUGGUAAGUGCAAAUGGGUUGAGUAUUUCAUCCAAUGGGUUCAUGCUAGGAGUGGAUUAUUCAUUGCUAUUACAGUCGGCACUGUUUAUGCAGACUAAUACUGUUAUUGUUGAUCGAACACAGUACUUUUUCACACAUUCCGUAAACCUGUGCCUUUCCCCCUCAUACCCUGUUACACAUUCAUCAAUGUCAUGUUGUUCAAGAAGACAUACCUUAGGAAUCCUUCGCCACCCUUCAACAAGCAAGAUUGUGCAAAAAAACAGAUGUGCCUUGUACAUGCAAUCAAUCAAAAUAAACAUGUAAUAUCUGUAGGCCUAUUAAAUGUCCUAUAUAUAUACUACACCAGAAGAAACCUCAACUGAAUUAUGAGUACUGUAGGCCUACGAGUUUAUUAAGAUGGAUAUUAUUGACUGAGCAUAUCAACGUCAAGUUCUUUAUCCCAAGAAGUCUUCGAUUUUUUUGGGGCCUAAACAUUUGUUUAUGAUACUGUUCAUGUCUUGUUAUGUUCGUUGUGUAACAGAGUUACAGAACGAUCAGUAGCUUACUGGUAUGACUGAGAAUGUCUUGUGAAAAAGUGCAGGAGUUACUAGGACAUGGGUGCUAUUCAUUGUCAAAGACUGAAGCAAGUACUGUAGGUGUUGGAGAUUUGUUACUUCUCAACCUACUCGUUUUUCAGGUAUCGUCAAGAAAAGAUUACUCUAAGGAACAUAGUCACAUACAGUACCAGUCAAAAGUUUGGCCACACCUACUCAUUCCAGGGUUUUUCUUUAU
Messenger RNA from Salvelinus sp. IW2-2015, 3887 nucleotides. It is a transcript of the gene slc16a5a, whose product is annotated as solute carrier family 16 member 5a. Gene Ontology annotation, biological process: transmembrane transport; monocarboxylic acid transport. The record is from RefSeq and is a predicted model, not a curated record. Gene Ontology annotation, cellular component: plasma membrane. Gene Ontology annotation, molecular function: monocarboxylic acid transmembrane transporter activity. Lineage: Eukaryota; Metazoa; Chordata; Actinopteri; Salmoniformes; Salmonidae.